GGAAGAGGUUCAGCCCUUCCGGGAGUCUGCAGAGGCCAACCCUUGCAACUGGGAUAAGAGCCUGUUCUACAGUGGGAGGGAGGCGAUCUGGUCAGAAAGAACCCUGCUGGUUCUGGCUUGAAUUUCCCCUUCUCUCUGGGAACAACUCAGACCCUUCUUUGGAGCCAUCUCUUCCCCCUUGACAAGUUGAUUUGCCAGCAGGGACUAAGGCCAGAAGGGGUAAUGAGUUUAGGAAACAAGUUUAUGCAAAUUCUUCACCCUGCUGACUGAUUGAGGUAACACCAGGCUAAUGCAUCUUAUUAAGAGUUUUUUUCCUAGUCAAGUUCAUGGUGGAAAAGCACCCUCUAUAAGGAAGAUUGUCGGGGACAUGAGCAUGGCCAACAUCCAGACCCCUUCUUUCUGGACUUCUGGCUCCCACUUCAGUGCUCUUUGCCCCACACCAAACUAUUUCAUUUCAUGACGCUCUUCCCUUGUUCAUUUCACAGUCACUCUGAGUUGAAGAAGUAAGCUUUGUGCUUUCAGAGGGUAGCAAAGACUCAGUUUGACCUCAGGUGAUCUGAAAGGAUUAUUGACUUUCCUGCAGUCAAGUGCAUCUGUUGCCAAAGGGAAAAGCUUUGCUUUAACUAGUUCUGCAAGCUGCCAGUAGAAGAGCUGGGCUCUUACUGAGGCAGUCUUAUAGAACUGAAAUGACAAGCAAAAGGCUGGCUGGUCUGUCCCUGGGCAGUGGAUCACCUGAUACAGACCUUGGGACCCAAACCCUGGGAUUGGCUUAAAACAGAGCUGUGUUGACCCAAUGACUGGGCCUUGGCUUCCUGUCAAUCUGCGGUCAGAACCAAAGCCUAGAAAUAGUGCUGGGGCAGUCUUCCCAACUCAUUGUGUAAAAGCAGGCAACCAUGCCGGUACUAACCAAGCGCUACCCUAAAAACUGCCUGUUGGCCGUCGUGGACCGGUACUUGGCUGUGGUGUGCAACAUGGAGCAGGUGGUAAUGAUCCCCAGCCUUCUGAGGGAUGUGCAUCUGGGUGGACAUGGCGGCCAGGCCCAGAUGGGGGCCCCUGAUCUCUACACCUACUUCACCAUGCUCAAGACCAUCCGGAUGGAUGUGGAACAUGGGCUCCUGCCGAGGGAGGAGUGGCAGGCCAAGGUGGCCGGCCGCAAAGCGGAUGAGGCUGGAAAGGAAGCUGCCGAGACAGAGGAGGCCAAGGAAGAAGUCUCCGGGGAGCUGGACCUGGAAACCCAGUUCCAUGUGCACUUCUCCAGCCUCCAUCGCAUCCUUACUCACCUGACUGUGAAAGCUCAGGAAGUGACAAGAAAAUACCAGGAAAUGACGGGACAGGUCCUGUAGGCCUCCGACUCUAGGGAAGAUCACUUUACACAAGAGAAUGCAGACUGUAAUGAGGACUUACAGCAGUGUGUCAGCCCUGAUUCCAGAAACACCUGGACCUGCAGCUGAAGUGAAGGCGACUUGUGUCUCUGGGAUGCUUCCCUACCUCCCUCUGAGCAUCAAUUUGUGACCUCCAGUCCUUGGCUCACCUUUAGGAUGUGUUGCUAUUCACAACUCCAUUUAAUCCUCUUACCAGCUCAGGGUGGUGGCCAGUGGUUCAUGAGGGAGUAGACAAAGUUAGUCUAGUAUGACACAGAAGAGCAGAGGUGUUAGCCUAUGACCGAAGUUCACAUCCCUCCUCUUGGCAGUCAUCCACCCUGUGACCUCAGGCAUUAUUCACCCACUGGAGCCUAAGUAACCUCAUGUAUAAAAUGGGGACAACUUACCUCACAAAGUUACAAAAAUGAAACAAGAUGAAUCAAAAGAACCUGGUAUAUGAGAAAUUAUCAGAUUGUAAUAUGAUUUUUCUCCCACCUUCCCCUAUGUAUUUGCUUUAGUCCUUAACUGAGGUAGCAAGAGUCCCUCGGGAUGAGUACCUCACUGUUACACCUGCCAACCACUGAUGAGGCUGAGCAAGAACUAUAAACCUAUUUAUUGCAGUAGCAAUAAAGAAAAAAUACCUUAUA
Molecule: messenger RNA, 2008 nt
Organism: Ictidomys tridecemlineatus (thirteen-lined ground squirrel)
Lineage: Eukaryota; Metazoa; Chordata; Mammalia; Rodentia; Sciuridae
Source: RefSeq, a predicted model, not a curated record